AUGAGAUCCCCAAGAUCCCCAACCCCCAAAAGUACUACUAUAAUCUGGAAUGAAGCAGAGCUAAGAUCAUUCAUCAAUCUCAUGGUUGAUAAUGUCCGAAACGGAUUGAAAACAAACUCAACAUUCACAAAGGUUGGUUGGGACAACAUUACAAAAGGGCUUGAAGCCGAAUUCAAAAGGCCCUUUGCGAAAGUACAUCUGCGUAACAAGAUGAAUAAGUUACGCAAGGAGUACAACAACUUCAGGGCUUUGUUAGAAACAACUGGUUUCGGAUGGGAUGCGAAUGCUCGGACUGCCACAGCUGAUGAUUCAGUAUGGGAAUCUGCUAUUCAGGAUUGGGUAAAAUAUAGAAGAAAUGGUCUCCCCAUGUGGCCAGAGUUGUUAGAGAUCUUCUCCGACUCUAGUGCCCGUGGGGAUAGAGGUCUGUCACAGGCAACAGUUGUAACUCCAACGUCAACUAACCUUGAAAUUGAUGAUGAUUUACAUGACACUGAUAAUGAUGACAGUGAUGCUUGCACUGGGACACCCAAGGGGUCAGCUCCUCCAAAGUGA
Messenger RNA from Macadamia integrifolia, 552 nucleotides. RefSeq lists its product as uncharacterized. The coding region runs from base 1 to 552 and encodes 183 amino acids. The transcript is spliced from 2 exons. The record is from RefSeq and is a predicted model, not a curated record. Lineage: Eukaryota; Viridiplantae; Streptophyta; Magnoliopsida; Proteales; Proteaceae.